Molecule: messenger RNA, 2001 nt
Organism: Spirometra erinaceieuropaei
Lineage: Eukaryota; Metazoa; Platyhelminthes; Cestoda; Diphyllobothriidea; Diphyllobothriidae
Source: the annotation of a GenBank genome assembly
AUGUCUACUGAUAAGAAGCAAGUACGUCAAUAACGUCGACUCAUAAUCUCAGGCUACGAACACUCGUCCCGCCGAGAAGAAUGCCAAAUAGGUGUUUUGGCAGAUUUUGAAUGAUUCAUAUUGACCCAGGUAUGAAAAACAGCGCCUUGGUGGGAUUCGAACCCACGACAGUAAUGGAAAGGCUUUAGUGCAGUCAACGCUUGUAUCUCAGGUGGUUAGAGCGUUAGCUGGGCUAAAACCUUCCCUUUGCUGUUAUCCGUUUGAAUCCCACCGAGGCGCUGAGUUUUCCCCAAUCGGGUCAAUAUUACAUUCCAAGUAGGUCAAAACUGACCUGGACAGUUCAUGUUGUAGUACGCCAUCGCAUGUGAAAGAAGCAGUGACAUUGCAGUUGGAAGGUAAGAUAGAUAGAUUAAAAAUCUCGUUGCUACGAACUUCGAGUGAGGAAAAAUAAAUUUAAACUGUUCGAGACUUAAAAGUGGGCGGUCAAAAUUACCUGCGAAUGAAGACGAGUUUCUGUUUCCUUACACGAAAGUGCCCACAUAUUUUAGUAGUUGGGCUGGCUAAACAUUUUUGGUGCAGUAAGGAAUGCCGAGAAAGACAAGGGAGACUGGGGUGGUUGCUUCUGGUUUAUUAGUCAUCGCCAGCAAGUCCUAUCUACUCCUAACCUUGAAUAAUCUGGGAUUUGAACCCUGAUUCUUUGAUCGGUGGACGUCUUUAUAUAUUUGUGCUCUUAACUUCGUGUAAAGUUAAUGGGAUUUAUUCUCCAGUCACUGAAGACAAGGUCAUGAAAGGAACUUGAAAUAUCUUAGGUUUGUUUGAUAUACUGUACAUAGCAGGCGAUGAAUUCGUCUCCCCUUUGCUAUCAUAGUUUGGCCGACUUCGGCAUGGUAGGUGCUGGCCUGUUCAUGAUCCCUAUCACCUAUACGAAGCUUGUUUGCUUCGGGAAGCUAAUGAGUCGGUGUGCGCCCAUUCCUGGGUGAAUAUAUAUGUAUAUAAAUCAAUGGCAGAUUAUGCUCCGGUGAGAGUGAAGCAGAGGGUUGGUAUAAUUAUCAAACGAAAUACUGCCUGCUACGUGGGUGAAUUAAUCUUAGAUUCCACUUCCUACUGCGUAGCAAUGAAAGGCCACUUAAGCGACUCAUUUCAUAUGUGCUCACGGCCGCUGAUUUUCAUUAAGUUGAUGUGCUACGAGAUGUCCUACGGAGGCGCGCUCGCUAUUUUGAAACGGCUAUCAGGUUACGCUGUAUCUCAGUGAUCACACCCUUCAAACCUGAUGUGAAAGUGCGUUGCGCCAUUUCCUAUCGUUUUCAUCCCUGAAAAUGAACGCGAGUUCAUUUCCGGACACAUACACGCCCUAAAAGCCCGCAAAAUUGAAAUAAAGCAAGAUUGCAGAAAAGUAUCAUCGAAAUAUUUAAAGAGGAACGAAAUCCAGAUUAGGGGCAUCAAUUCAGAGACAUUUAAAAUGAGACACGAAAACUCUUUUGAUUUGGAGCAGGCAGGAGAAUCAAAUAAGGUCAAGCUAAAAUCGAUGGAGUUCCGUUUCGGCUUCCGAACUGGCUUCUGAGGUGGGAGACACCUGGUUCUGUUGCGUCGAAAAGUCCCGGUGGAUUCUGCAAAGUUGGCAGGGACAGCAGAAAGUGGAGGCGGCGCAGUCUUUCCAGAUUGUGCCCUAUACAGGGAAAGACAGUUAGACAUUUGAAACUGAUUGAUGAUGAUGAUGAUGAUGAUGAUGAUGAUGAUGAUGAUGAUGAUGAUGAUGAUGAUGAUGAUGAUGAUGAUGAUGAUGAUGAUGAUGAUGAUGAUGAUGAUGAUGAUGAUGAUGAUUGUGGCGUUGACGGUGUUGGUAAGGGCAAUAUUAGCAGAAGAAGAAGUAGUAGUAGUGGCGGUCGUGGCGGCGGCGGAGGCGGCGGUGGUGGUGGUGGUGGUGGUGGUGGUGGUGGUGGUGGUGGUGGUGGUGGUGGUGGAUCGUUGGACUUCAAACCAACUAAACACGCAGGGGAUUAA